GGAGGGUCUUCUGAUCACCAGAGGCGGAACCGCACCCGCAGCCGCACCAGCAGAGCUGAAUUGACCUUCUCUGUGAGCCACCUGGAGCACCUCCUGCGGGACGGCCACUACACCCAGCGCCUCAGCGCCAAUGCACCUGUGUACCUGGCGGCCAUCAUCCAGUACCUGACGGCCACGGUCCUGGAGCUGGCGGGCAACGAGGCCCAGAAAAUCGGCUGCAGGCGCAUCACCCCGGCGGUGCUGGACAUGGCGAUCCACAACAACGCACUGCUCAGCGGCUUCUUCGAGAACACCACCAUCUCCCAAGUGGCCCCGGGCAGGCGGUAGCUUCCCAACAUGACCUGGGCUCCCCGGGCCUCGGCCCACUCACAGCCCAGGCAGCCCGGGCCUGUCUGGCGCCUUGGGCCAAGUUACUGAAAAUAAAGUGUUGA
Molecule: messenger RNA, 431 nt
Organism: Myotis davidii
Lineage: Eukaryota; Metazoa; Chordata; Mammalia; Chiroptera; Vespertilionidae
Product: histone H2A-Bbd type 2/3-like
Exons: 1
Cellular component (GO): nucleosome
Molecular function (GO): DNA binding; structural constituent of chromatin; protein heterodimerization activity
Source: RefSeq, a predicted model, not a curated record